Messenger RNA from Staurois parvus, 311 nucleotides. The record is from the annotation of a GenBank genome assembly. Lineage: Eukaryota; Metazoa; Chordata; Amphibia; Anura; Ranidae.
ACAGGGGCGGACUGACAACUCAUGGGGCCCCCGGGCAAUAGGGGAUCGUGGGGCCCCUGUGUCCUUGCCCACACCCAAAAAAGCCUAUGAAAAAGCCAAUGAAAGGUACCAGGGGUAUCUCAUGGGGCCCCCUACUGACCCUGGGCCCUUGGGCAGUGCCCGAGUGCUCGAAUGGUCAGUCUGCCCCUGGCUUCCCAAUUAACUGGGAGUCCUGAAAUAAAGACAGACACAGUUUUUGUUUUAUCCAGCUGUAUUUACUCAGUUCAACUUACAACAUCCAAGUGAAAGAUAUAACAUCAAUAUGUCAGAAA